This is a messenger RNA of Wasmannia auropunctata (little fire ant), 1927 nucleotides long. RefSeq names its product transcription factor E2F4 (gene E2f2). Gene Ontology annotation, biological process: regulation of transcription by RNA polymerase II. Gene Ontology annotation, cellular component: RNA polymerase II transcription regulator complex. Bases 149 to 1126 code for a protein of 325 amino acids. Gene Ontology annotation, molecular function: RNA polymerase II cis-regulatory region sequence-specific DNA binding; protein dimerization activity; DNA-binding transcription factor activity, RNA polymerase II-specific. The transcript is spliced from 7 exons. Lineage: Eukaryota; Metazoa; Arthropoda; Insecta; Hymenoptera; Formicidae. The record is from RefSeq and is a predicted model, not a curated record.
CGGAAAUUCGUUACCGACGGCAGAGGCGGGCGGGCUCGUAUUUGAAUAGCCGUUGCGCGCUUGCUAGGAUCAAGGAUGGCGUCCGUGGCGUUGCGGCAAUUUCGAAGGGACUAGCUAAGUUUUGAAAAUUUUCGCAACGACCGCAAUAAUGGCAGAUAAUCAGCAGAGCCGAUUCGAGAAGUCGCUCGGGCUGCUGACCACCCGCUUCGUGUCCCUGCUGCAGAAAGCGAAGGACGGCGUGCUGGAUUUGAAAGUCGCCGCGGAUCUUCUGGAGGUACGUCAGAAACGGCGCAUCUACGACAUCACAAACGUCCUCGAGGGUAUCGGCCUCAUAGAGAAGAAGAGCAAGAACAGCAUCCAAUGGAAGGGCGCGGGACCGGGCUGCAACACUCAGGAGGUCGGCGAGAAACUGACGGACCUGAAGGAGGAGAUCAGCAAGCUGGAGGAUCACGAGCAUCUGCUGGACACCCACACCCAGUGGAUUCAGCAGAGCAUAAAGAAUAUAGAGAACGACAUUAUAAAUAAGAAAUAUGCAUACAUUACAUACGAAGACGUUAAGGAGAACUUUGUGGAUCAGUUCGUACUGACGAUACAGGGUCCUUCGGACAUGGAAUUAACAGUACCAAAUAUCUUGAAGACUGUCACGCAAGACGAUGCCGAAGCGAUAAAUUAUAACAUGGUCCUGAAAAGUAACACGGGAGAAAUUAAAGUGUACAUGGUCCAACCUGAACUAGCGAAGACUUACGAUAAUAAGGUGUUAGAAAUGAGAUUGCAAGAAGAGUCGAAGGGUACGAAGCGCGGAAACGAGGAGGAUGAGAAGAAAGAGGAGGAGGUUACUGUUAAACCAAAGAGGAAAGUUGGAAGGCCACCAAAAAACAGUAAACCGGAUCCGAUAAUAACUGACGACGAAGAAGACGAAGAUUCGGAAUUAAUAGAAGCUAAAAUAGUCCUACGUGAUGUACGCACCACAGAUAUUGUCCAAAGAGAUUUGGAGUUUCUUGAUCAGUUGUAUUCUGACUUUUGCGGACCGUUAAUGAGAUUAAGUCCACCACCUGGGGAAAAAGAUUACCACUUCAAUCUCAGUGAGAACGAAGGUGUUUGUGAUUUAUUUGACAUUACGACAUAAUGAGUGUCGCAUUGAUGUAGCUCCGAUAUGCGAAAUGAAGACUGUGCCAACAGCAUUCACAAAGUCGAAUCGGGAAAAAUUUGAUAAAGAGUCAUUAAGGAGGAUUUUAGGGAAAUUAAUGGAACACACAAUCAUUGAGAGUAUACAGUAUUUUUUUAUUAUUAAAAAAUACGGGGGGGAAAACUAGUGCGAGAGGCAUAUUUUAAAGAUAUCCACAACCUGUUCCGACCGCUGCUUAUUUUGUACAUUUUGACAGUAACUCGGAAGUUUUAACGGCAUCUUUUAUAUAGAUUUAGAGAGUAUACCCUUGUAGCUUUAAGUUGGCUCAAUUCAAGCUUGCUUCAUAAAUAUCACAUAUUAUAAAAAUAUAUAAUUGUCCCUUUACAAUAAUUUUUUAUUUGACCAAAAAAAAAUACUGAUAAAUGCACACAAUCAAAAAGAGUAUAAUUUUCUAUAUUGCAUUAUACGAUAUUAUGAAGCAAGCUUUUAAAUGUUGAAUUUUUAUAAGAACUUACAUGCACGUAUCCCUGAUGUAUAUUCUAUAAAAAAAAAAAUGCAACUUGUUUGGAAUUGAAUGUAUAUUGCGUACAUGCGCCAAUUUUUUUUUAAACGUUUUACGAAUUACAUGUAUUCAGAUCUUCACUGCUGACAACGCAUAUACACAUCCGCUUAUAUUUAUGUACAGAGUAUAUCUUCUUUAUCGCGUGUCGCGCAGUAUCACGAAGUUGUAUUUCUUAACACAUCUCUCAUAUAUCUCAUGUCCGAUUAUAUCGUCUGAAUAUACGACUGCAGAAACUCGUA